Messenger RNA from Athalia rosae (coleseed sawfly), 3784 nucleotides. Its product is annotated as piwi-like protein Siwi. Gene Ontology annotation, molecular function: protein binding; piRNA binding. The transcript is spliced from 11 exons. The record is from RefSeq and is a predicted model, not a curated record. NCBI's taxonomy places the organism in Eukaryota, Metazoa, Arthropoda, Insecta, Hymenoptera, Athaliidae. Bases 317 to 2983 code for a protein of 888 amino acids. Gene Ontology annotation, biological process: regulatory ncRNA-mediated gene silencing. Gene Ontology annotation, cellular component: P granule.
AGGUCCUUCCAAGAACAACGCAACCGCAGCGCCGCACCUCCGCAUGCCGCGGGAUACGAGAAGCGCUAACUUGAAAACAAUCUUUUGACGAACGCAGUUUCGCUUAUUCGAAACGUGACCGCGAUUUGUCGUAGCGUUCUUCGGCAGCGUCAGUAGUGCUUGGGUCGUUGAGGAGUGAUUUUCUGUUAGCAAUAAAUUCUUGAAUUGGUUGGCUAGAAGUGGUUGAUGUUUCGGGAAAAAACGCGUCUAAAGCAUAUAAGUCCGUAUAAUCAUCGAGCUGAUUUUUCCAGAGAUCUAAGGUUGAAUAAGUCACCAAAUGUCUGACCAAGCAGGCAGGGCUCCGAGGGGCCGGGCUAGGGGUCGAGCCCGAGACCAAACUGGUGCAAGGCCGGCUGCUGCUGCCCCGCUUCCAGUACCCCAGGGUGCAUGGGCUCAUAGACCUGCUACACAGCCAACUCCAGCGCAGCCAUUGGCACAACCGAGUACACGGCGACCACCCUCCGCAGCUCUUCCGCAGUCUCAUCAGACUGUGGGACGUGCAGCCCAGCUUUCCGGAGCAAGAGGCGACGGUAGCCACAGUGAUCUGUCUGCAACAGCGCAGACAAUAAAUAUUGGUGCCGGAGGAGAUAAUGGCGGUGCUGUUAUAGGCCGUGGCGCACUGCGAGGCAGGCGCCAGCUUCCUCCUAAUUUACUGAUCACGCGUCCAACUGGGCUAGUAACAAAGCAAGGAACAUUUGGGCGGCACCUAAAACUAACAGCGAACUAUUUCAAAUUGCUGAGCACCACUGACUGGUGCCUCUAUCAAUAUCGUGUGGAUUUUGCUCCCGAUGAGGAGCGAACCAUGGUUCGCAAAGGCCUUUUAAGACCACACAAGGAUACUUUAGGUCCCUACAUAUUCGAUGGAACUGUUUUGUACACAAGUAACCGUCUGCCUGAGAAAAUGGAGCUCUUUUCCACAAGAGUAUCCGACGAAGCGCACAUACGUGUCAGUAUCAAAGAGGUUGGAGAUUUGGUGAGAGGUGACUACCAUUAUCUCCAGUUCUUCAACAUAAUUAUGCGCAAGUGUCUCGGACAUCUAAAUUUGCAACUUGUCGGUCGGGACUACUACGAUGCCCAGUCCAAGAUUGAAUUACGAGACAUUAAUCUGGAGCUAUGGCCCGGUUAUCUGACUUCGAUACGUCAACAUGAGAAGGAUAUCUUGAUGUGCUCAGAAAUUAGCCACAAAGUGAUGAGGCAGCAAACGUUGUACGACAUCCUGGAAGAUUGCCGAAGAAACAGCAGACAAGACUACCAGAAAAGCUUUUCACUCGCCGUGAUUGGCCAGGUUGUUCUCACUGGAUACAACAAUAACACGUACCGAAUCGAUGAUAUCGACUACGCUGUAAACCCACAGUCUACAUUCCAACUGCGCAACGGUGAAAGCAUUUCCUAUUUGGAUUACUACAAAAACAAGUACCAGAUUCGAAUCCGACAGCCCACGCAACCAAUGCUGGUCUCACGAACCAAACCACGAGAGCGUAGAGCUGGACUGGGAGAAUUGGUGUAUCUAGUCCCGGAACUUUGUAGGGCAACCGGUAUAACCGAUGACAUGAGAGCUCAAUGGCCGGUAAUGAAGGCCUUGUCCGAACAUAUGCGGGUCGGCCCAGAAAGUCGAAUUCAAAAAUUGCUGGCCUUCAACAGACGUUUACGGACAGAGCCAAGGGUUGUCGAAGAUCUGAAAGAAUGGAACCUCAAUCUGCACAAUGAUUUGGUGCAAAUUCCUGGGAGACAGCUCCCCCCAGAGAAAAUCGUCUUUGGAAGAGAUCAGAAGGUCGAUGCUGGUCAGGAUGCAGACUGGACGAGAGAACUACGAAAUGUGAAAAUGUUGUCCUGCGGCAAACUCGACAAUUGGGCUCUCAUUGUUCCCUCUCGAGCAAAGCGAGAUGUCGACAAUUUCGUGUCAACGCUGCUACAAGUAGGAGGAAAGCUGGGAUUCCAAAUGGCUCAACCUCGCAUACACGAAAUAUCCGACGACAGGGGCCAGACCUACUUGGAUGUGAUCGAAAACAUCCUGAGUAAAGUAUCCGUAAAACUGAUAUUCUGCGUUGUGCCAAACAAUCGCCCCGAAAGGUACUCCGCGAUCAAGAAAAAGUGCUGCACGGAUCGCCCCAUUCCGACUCAGGUCUUCCUAGCCAAAAACUUGACGAACAAGGGGCUGGCGUCCAUCGCCACGAAAGUGGCCAUCCAGAUGAACUGCAAGAUCGGGGGCGCACCUUGGACGGUAGAAAUUCCUUUGAGUGGACUAAUGAUCGCGGGAUUCGACGUUUGCCACGAUACCUCCUCCAAAGGAAGGGACUAUGGUGCUCUGGUCGCUUCGCUGGACCGAUCCUGCAGCCAAUAUUUCAGCGCGGUCAGCGCCCACUCCUCCGGAGAAGAGCUCUCGAACGAUUUAUCCGCAAACAUGUGCAAGGCGCUCUACGCCUACCGAGAAAAGAACCAGUCGCUGCCGCAGCGCAUAGUGAUUUACAGAGACGGAGUCGGCGAGGGGCAGAUCCCUUACGUCUACGAACACGAGGUGACACUCCUGAGGCAACGCCUCACCCAAUUCUACGGAAAUUCAGAGGUCAAGUUGGCCUUCAUAAUAGUGACGAAGCGCCUGAACACCAGACUGUUCAUGGGCAACAAGUACAAUCCACCUCCCGGCACCGUUGUGGAUGACGUGAUCACCAGCCCCGAGAAGUACGAUUUUUUCAUCGUCCCUCAGUCCGUCAGACAAGGCUCCGUCUCACCGACGGCCUUCAACGUCAUAUCCGACAACGUCGGUCUGGACGCCGAUAAAAUACAGCGUCUCACUUACAAGAUGACGCACAUAUACUACAACUGGAGCGGAACCGUAAGAGUCCCUGCGCCUUGCCAGUACGCGCACAAGCUGGCGUUCUUGGUCGCGCAAUCUCUGCACAGGUUGCCGGAUGCCGCUUUACAAAAUCUCUUGUACUUCCUCUAACUCGUCCGCAGCGAACUGCUUCGGAGGGCGGCUUGUUCUGUAUAACGUUUAAGACUAGUGACACGGUAGCCUCGUUUUGUUUUGUUUUUCAAAUUUAUUUCAAAUACCUUAUCAUAGAAGUAACCAGGCAUAGAUUUUAUACGUUUAUAGUCACGAAGACACCGAACACUAUGAAGAUCAUAUUAAGUUGUUUGUAUUUCUAUUUUUUCUUUUAUUUCGUUGUUACUUCUCAUUGUUUCGUUUUAAUACAUCUGAACUUGCGGAAUGUUAAGAAGACAGAGAUGAUCGACGCUCUAGAUACUGAGUGCUGUUACCAAACGUAUGUCAAUUGAAUCGGAGCUUUGAUUGUUACUUUCAGUUAUUCGCAUGCGAAUGACCAGUCUGAAUUCAGUCUAGUCCGUCAAGAUGGUAUCGUUACAUUAUCCUAUCAGUAUUCAUCCAAAUCAAUAAUAAUCACGAGUAUUUUUAGAGUACAUACGGACGUAUGUAAUUUUGUUCAAGGGCUAUGUGCUAUCCUGAUUAUAAGUUCCAGAUUAUUGCAAUUGUUAUAAUUUUUUUUCGCCACACAAAUACUUAUUUGUAUACGAAUGUGCAGAAAUUCUAAGCUUCUCCGUUACACACGCUGCACUUGAACCUUACUUUCUUGCUUUUAAUUAUCCAUAACUAAAAACGUAGUUUUAUGGCUCACGGUACGGUGGCCAUACAUUCAUUGUGAUAUACGUAGAUAUAAUCUCACCCUUGUACGAUGUGACGAUUUAUAUUUUUCUCAAUAAAAAUACCAAAGAAUUACCAAAAAGUUAA